GCCUGGCAGAGGAGUCAAUGAAAACACCUGCGUGAGAUCCAGUGACGAGGAAGAGGACACAACAAGGUGAACAGCAGCUCAGCUGAAACAUGAGGACACCUUUAACAGCCUCUCUGUUUGUAUUUCUAGGAUUAAUGCAGCAGAUCAACAUGUCGUUUUCUGCCCUUCCUAAAGACUUGGAGGGAUCAGGAGACCUCCAGGAAAUUUCUGGUUCAGGUUCAGGGGAUUUGUCAGAACAAGAUGAAACGAACACCAAGGAUCGCCCAGACAUCAACGAUGUCCGAGUAUUUGCAGAAAACGCAGGAGGUGGAACCAAGAAUACUUUCCACGAUUCUUCAGUCAUCACCUUUGACGAAACACAGUGGCCUGUAAUGGACGUUGGAUCAGGAUAUGGUGUCAUGGCAAACAGCAAGAGUCUGUUGGAGAGAAAAGAAAUCUUUGCCGGUGUUAUUGCAGGAGGAGUAACAGGAGCAAUACUCGCUGCUUCACUGGCAACAAUAUUAAUCUACAAAUGGCAGAAGAAAGAUGAUGAAGGAUACAUUCUGGGCCAGCAGAGGGCUUCAGUUGAAGAUUAUCAUCGACCCAGCAGGGAAGAAGUUGUUUAAUUAACCAAACCAAUGUUUGUUUUCAUUUUGCCAGUUGUUAAUUGUUCAUUUUUGUACCUUGGGAGCUUCAGGAAAUUUAUACUUUCCUCAUAUUUUUCAGAGGGAGGGUAGGGGCAUCAGGAAAAACAGUUAUUCUCACAAUUUUUUUGCUGCUUUUCAUUCAUAAUUUAUUUAUAUUUUAAAUAAAAAAUGAAGAAUUAAUUUUAUUUAACAACUAUUCCGUUGCCUAUAUUUUACAAUGCUGAUUUAGAUCUCUCCUCAGGACAGUGUGAGUGUACAGAAAUGUCAUACAUGAAGAAGUCGAUAACCCUUUUUCAUGGAAGACAUUUUUGUACCAGGCACAGGUGUAGAUAACAAAAUGAAUGAUGGCUGAAUACCAUUUUGCUUUAUGGUCCUUUUAUAUUGCUACAUGCUUGGCUCUGUGUCACACUGUCCUAGUUUACCUAGACCUUUGAAUAGGACAGAGAUAAAGCUGCAUGCACGACUAAUGACCUCAGCAUUUUCUAAAAUCCUAGACAGUCCUGCAUUUUGAACCAAGGUGAUUUGAUCCUCUCUGUUAAGUAGGGAAACCUCAGUGUUAUCCCCCAUUUUAGUUAGCAAAAUAAUUAAUGUAACGUGAAUAAAUAAAUUGAAUGAAAACUCAACUGAGGCUGUAUAUUAAAUGUAAAUAAUGAUUACUGAUGAUGAUUAGCUGCUACAAUUUUAAAUGUAAUCUCAUCUAAAUGUGUGCAGUUUUUGUAUUGCGUAAUUGUUAAUAAAUGAUCUUUACACCCAUUUUAA
Molecule: messenger RNA, 1385 nt
Organism: Larimichthys crocea (large yellow croaker)
Lineage: Eukaryota; Metazoa; Chordata; Actinopteri; Sciaenidae
Product: syndecan-3
Exons: 5
Coding region: 90-605 (171 amino acids)
Biological process (GO): cell migration
Cellular component (GO): membrane; cell surface
Source: RefSeq, a predicted model, not a curated record